This is a messenger RNA of Fukomys damarensis (Damara mole-rat), 2068 nucleotides long. RefSeq lists its product as uncharacterized. The record is from RefSeq and is a predicted model, not a curated record. Gene Ontology annotation, molecular function: RNA-DNA hybrid ribonuclease activity; nucleic acid binding. NCBI's taxonomy places the organism in Eukaryota, Metazoa, Chordata, Mammalia, Rodentia, Bathyergidae. The coding region runs from base 1 to 1536 and encodes 511 amino acids. The transcript has 3 exons.
AUGACCCCACCUGGGAUAAUUGUCAGCAACUUUUACAGGCUCUGUUCACAUCCGAGGAAUGAGAAAGAAUUAGAAGACACGCUAUUCGAACUCCCCCACACUGUUUGGGGAAGCUCUCAGCAGAGAUCUACAAGAGCCACCGAGGGACUCCUGGAGGCCCUACAAGGUCUGGGAUAUCGAGUGUCCUGGAAGAAAGCCCAGCUCUGCAAAACCAAGGUAACUUACUUGGGUUAUGUUCUUGAAAAAGGGAAAAGAAAGUUAGCUGAAUCCAGGGUGUCAGCGAUCCUUCAGAUCCCCACGCCCAGCUCAAAGAAGCAAGUGCGUGAGUUCCUGGGGGCCAUAGGAUACUGCAGAAUCUGGAUACCUAGCUUUGCUGAAAUUGCCAAACCCCUGCAUGAGGCUACGGCGGGGGGAAAUACACCCCUUGAAUGGACAGAGGCUUGCCAGCAAGCAUUCCAGACGCUCAAGACUGCGCUCACCACAGCGCCAGCCUUAGCCCUGCCUGACUUAAAUAAACCUUUCACCUUAUAUGUGGCAGAGAGGAACGGGGUGGCAAAAGGAGUGAUCACACAGUCUUUGGGGCCUUGGAAGCGACCUAUAGCCUAUCUGUCCAAAAGACUUGACCCAGUGGCCAGAGGAUGGCCGUCCUGUUUAAGGACGAUAGCUGCAGCUGCUGCUUUAACUCGGGAAGCUGAUAAACUGACUUUUGGCCAGGAUCUAACUCUGAUCACUCCUCAUGCUAUUGAGCCCCUGUUGCACAACUCACCAAGCAGAUGGCUAUCAAAUGCUAGAUUGUUGCAGUACCAGGGACUCUUGUUAGAACAGCCGCGCAUUAAAUUUGCCACAACCUCUAACCUGAAUCCUGCUAGCCUGCUCCCUGAAUCAGAUGAUCAACUGCCCAUCCAUGACUGCCUUGAGACUCUCGAAAAUCUGCGGGGAGGACGUCCAGAUCUGACGGACCUGGCCCUUCCCCGACCUGAGGCAACAUACUACACUGAUGGAUGCAGUUUCCUACGUGAAGGUGUGCGAUAUGCGGGAGCAGCAAUAGUCAAUCAGGAUCAACAGGUAAUAUGGGAACAAGGGCUGCCCCAAGGGACGUCAGCACAGGAGGCCGAACUAAUCGCUUUAACUAAGGCUCUGGAAUUAGGAAAAGGGAAAAAGAUAAAUAUUUUCACUGACAGUCGUUAUGCUUUUGCUACUGCCCAUGUGCAUGGAGAAAUUUACCAGAAUAGAGGACCUUUAACAUCAGACGGGAAAGAAAUUAGAAACAAAGCUGAGAUAUUGGCUCUGCUGCAAGCCAUUUGGCUGCCAAGGGAGGUUGCCAUUAUUCACUGCCGUCGACAUCAAAGGAAUUCCAGCCCUGAAGUGAUUGGAAACAACGCAGCUGACCGGGCAGCAAAGCGAGCUGCCCAAAAAUCAGUGGGGAAACAAAUGGUGCUGCUACCUACACCCGUGCUCCCAGAGGGGCCUGAAUACACAGAGGAAGAAAUAACGGAGAUGAGUAAGAACCACUGGACCAGAGGAAAAUAUGGAUGAUGGACAACAGAUGAAGGAAAGAUCGUUCUGCCAGCUGCGAUGGCUGACACUUUGCUGAAUGAGCUCCAUGAAUCCACCCACCUAGGAGACAAGAGAAUGAUGGCCCUGCUACGGCCCCACUUUGUCAGCAGAGAAUUAGCCCAGAAGGCCCGGGACAAAGUGAGACGGUGCCCCACCUGCCUCAAGGUAAACGCGAAUCGGGUAACUGGGCCCCCAGGGGUCCGAUAUAGGGGACUGACUCCCGGAGAGCACUGGGAACUGGACUUCACCGAGAUGAAACUAGGCAUGUAUGGUUACAAAUAUCUAUUAGUUUUCAUAGACACAUUCUCAGGGUGGAUAGAAGCAUAUCCUACUAAAAAGGAAACAGCUGAGGUAACAGUAAAAAAGCUCCUGACUGAGAUAGUUCCCCGAUUUGGCUUGCCCUUAGCCCUGGGGUCCGACAAUGGCCCAGCCUUCACGGCUAAAGUGUCUAAACUGAUUAGCCUAAGCAUUGGAAUUAGAUGGAAUUUACAUUGUGCUUACAGACCUCAAA